GCAAAUUCAACAAAAUCUGCAAAGUAGAUUAUGUGACCAGUAACCUUGCAGAAUGCUUCAAUUCAAAGUUCAAGUCAGUGAAAGGGCUCUUGUUGUGGCAAGCAUUUGACAAGAUGAGGCAAAUGAUCAUGAUAAAGAUGGCUCUUCGCAAAAGAAUUGCAGAAACACAAUAUGUUGGUCAUCAAAUGCUCCCAUCACUGAUUAAGGCAUUGCACUUGAAGGCAAGAGGACUGAAGAUGAAAUGUAUUCGAUCUGGUACAUAUGAGGGAGAGGUUACCUAUACUGACACUAAAAUUAGGGUAUGGAGGUAUCCUGUGAACCUAAGUACUAGAGAAUGUACUUGUAGGCAAUGGCAGAUCCGUGGGAAGCCAUGCAUACAUGCCCUACAUCUGAUGACCGUUAUCGGGGGUGCAGAUGGUGAAGUUGAUCAAUAUUGCUCUGAGUAUUUCUCUGUUGCCAAAUUUAUGUCUGCUUAUGCUGACAAUGUGCCUGCACUAUUGGGGAAAGAUCAAUGGAACAUAGUAGAUCCAGGGUUCAAACUCCACGCUCCUGUCAUUACUAGACCACCAGGAAGACCAAGGAACCAGAGAUCAGAGCAGGUGAGGAGGGUCGUCUACCAAAGAAGUGUGCUUGCAAAAAAUGUGGAGUUCUAGGGCAUAUUGCUAGGCUUUGUACCAAUGCAGUGGAUGCAUCAUUUGGAGAGGAGGAAAGAUGGACAGCAGCCAAUGCUGAGGAGAAUGCAGCAGCAAUGGAGACUGAAGAUGCAGUGGAGAACGCAGCAGCAAUUGAAGCAGUGGAGAAUGCAGCAGCAAAUGAAGCAUCUUGCUCUAGGGAGAAAAGGCCAAGAGAUGAAGAAGCAGAAGAUUUUGAAACCAUGGCCUUUGAUGGUUUUGAAGCUAUAAGAGAGGAAGAGGAGGGGGUAAUUUUUCCAACUGUGCCUUUAAAGAUUAUUGAACCCAUAGAUGACCGUCAAAUGGUCGUCAAGUGCUCGGCGAGUGGAACUACUCCAUCAACACCUCCACGGGGAAAACCCCAAGUAAAGCCCAAGAUCAAAAGGAACAAGAGUCUGAAAGAAAAGAGCAUCUCAACUAGGGAAACCAGGAGCAAGACGGUGAAGCCAGCUGCUAACACAAGGAGCAAGUCGAAAAUUUGAAUUAAGUUGUUGGGAAAUGUUUGUGUUGUCAAUUUGAGGGCGCGUCGAUCGCUUAAAACUUGGUAGAUUUGUAUUAAGAUGUUGGCAUCUUAAAACUUGGUAUAUUUGAGCUACUGUGAAAACUUAUCAGUGGUAAUAAGGGUCCCUUUUGUAAUAAUGUUGCUUCUACUUUGGUUUCUUAUUUGUGUCAGAAUUCAAAUUUCCAUCAAAAUUUGAAUUUAAAUCAAUAUUUUAAUUUGGGCCAAAAUUUGGAUUCGAGCCAAAGUUGAAGUUGAACAUUGGAGGUUCAUUGCUCUGUGCGGUGUAUUUGAUCGAGCAUUUGAAGUCCAAUAUUCGUAGGAGAACAGUCCGAAUGAGAAAUGUGCUAGAAACAAGCUCGAAAGCUAGGGUAAACAGCCCUAAUUGAAAUCAAGUUUUUUUUGACCUUGGCUAAAUGAGGCAUAUAUAUUUUUAUUAACACUUGUUCCAUAUAUAUAUAUAUGGUA
This is a messenger RNA of Aegilops tauschii subsp. strangulata, 1638 nucleotides long. Lineage: Eukaryota; Viridiplantae; Streptophyta; Magnoliopsida; Poales; Poaceae. The record is from RefSeq and is a predicted model, not a curated record.